ACGGCCCGCCUAAGAUUAGCAUGACAGACCCCCCCCCCUCCAUUACUCAUGUUAAAUACUAAAACUCAGCAUUGUCACACAUCACUCUCCCAGGACGUCGCUUCCAACAGGAGACAGGACCACAACUGUGCACAGCCUUAGGAUGAAAGGAGAUGUUGCCAAAGCAGGUGUCUCCAAUGGCAAACCCAGAGCAAAAGACGUGCUGUCCUCGGUGGACGACAAGAUGGAGGAGAGAGGCCAGUGGAGCAACAAAGUGGAGUUCAUCCUGUCGGUGGCCGGCUCCAUCAUCGGCCUGGGGAAUAUGUGGCGCCCUUGCUACAAGAACGGAGGAGGUGCGUUCCUAAUUCCCUACCUGAUCUUCCUGAUCACCUGCGGAGUCCCGGUCUUCUUCCUGGAGAUAGCCCUGGGUCAGUUCACCAGCGAAGGAGGAAUCACCUGCUGGAGAAAGAUUAGCCCCUUGUUUGAAGGUCUCGGUUAUGGAACCCAGGUGAUCGUGACUCUGUUAAACUUUUACUACAUCAUUGUUCUGGCCUGGGGGAUUUUCUAUCUGUCCUUCUCCUUCUCCUGGGAAUUGCCCUGGUCGUCCUGCAACAACACCUGGAACACAGAAAAUUGCGUGGAGUUUCAGAAAAGAAACAGGUCACAUGAUGGAACAUUCUACCUGAAUGCCACCUCUCCUGUCCUCGAGUUCUGGGAGAGAAGAGCACUGAGAAUCUCUCCUGGUAUUGACCACAUUGGUUCCCUUAACUGGGACCUGGCCCUGUGUCUCUUCAUCGCCUGGGUCAUGUGCUACUUCUGUAUCUGGAAAGGGACAAAAUCCACAGGAAAGGUGGUCUACUUCACUGCUACCUUCCCCUAUUUGAUGCUGAUUGUGCUGCUAAUCAGAGGUCUCACCCUGCCGGGCGCUGGGAUCGGUGUCCAGUUCUACCUGUACCCUGACCUGGGACGUUUGUCAGACCCGCAGGUGUGGAUGGAUGCUGGGACCCAGAUUUUCUUCUCUUACGCCAUUUGUUUAGGUUCACUGACAGCCCUGGGCAGCUAUAACAAAUAUAACAACAACUGCUACAGAGACGCCCUCUCACUGUGCUGUUUAAACAGUGGCACCAGUUUCGUGGCGGGCUUUGCCAUCUUCUCCAUCCUGGGUUUUAUGUCCUACGAACAGAAUGUUCCCAUCUCAGAAGUGGCCGAGUCAGGUCCCGGUCUGGCCUUCAUAGCCUACCCCCGCGCUGUGACCAUGAUGCCCUUCUCUCCUCUUUGGGCUGCUCUCUUCUUCAUCAUGAUUGUUUUUCUGGGACUGGACAGUCAGUUUGUGUGCGUCGAGAGCCUGGUGACAGCGGUUGUUGACAUGUACCCUGAAGUGUUCCGACGCAAAAAUCGCCGGGAGCUCUUUCUGUUAGCUGUUAGUCUCGUCUCCUUCCUCGUGGGCCUCAUCAUGUUGACGGAGGGAGGCAUGUACGUCUUCCAGCUUUUUGAUUACUACGCUGCAAGCGGCAUGUGUCUUCUCUUCAUGUCCAUUUUUGAGACAGUCUGCAUCGCCUGGGUCUAUGGUGUGGAUCGCUUUUAUGACAACAUUGAGGACAUGAUUGGCUACCGCCCAGGACCUUACAUCAAAUACUGUUGGUUGUUCCUCAGCCCUGCCACGUGCAUUGGUACAUUUGCCUUUUCCCUCAUCAAAUAUACUCCUCUUAAAUACAAUAACGAGUACGUGUACCCAUGGUGGGGCUAUGUCAUUGGCUGGCUGCUCGCUCUCUCCUCCAUGGUCUGCAUCCCACUCUGGAUGGUGUACAAGAUCAGCAUCACAGAGGGAACACUCCGAGAGCGUAUUCAGCUGCUCACCACUCCGUCUGAUGAUUUGCCCAAAACUAAAAGGGAGCAGGAGAGGUUACUGGCAAUCUUUGCUCCUGAGACGGAUGCCACUGUGUCCAAAACUGGCUACACUCCUGUCUCGGAGAAAGACUCCACCGUUUGAAAGUGGUGAUGAUACUGUAUUUGUAUUUAUGUAGGAGAGGAGUGCGGGUUUUGUUCCAAUUUUAACUACUCCAUCACAGAGGUCACUGCAGGGAGAGAUGCAACAAUCUGUCACAUCAUCUACUGUAUCUGGAGAAGGACUCAGGAGAGAACAGUCAGUUGUGCAAAGGCAGAUGCUGUACGGUGUUUUCAGGGAUAUUUACUCGACUCAAAUUGGGAUUGAAAUACAAUAUACAUUUAAUUCUUUGAGGAAAAAAAGGAAAACAAAAAACGGCAUUUAACUCAAUGAGUAAAUAUGAAAAACCUAGGUCACGCUGUUCGUACAUGCGUCCCAGUGCAUUCUGUACAUAAUAUGAUGAUUUUAAAUUUUUUCUACUUUGGUUUGCAACAGUAAUCAUAGCGAGAAUUGCGGUUAUUUUUGGUUACCAUUGUGAAGAGGACUACGUGUGGGUUAAUGUUCUCCCUACUGUAUUAUACAUUUUAUUAUCAUGAACAAUUGUGCCGUAUUUCCUGCUUACAUGUCAAUUGAAAUGCGAUGUAAUAUGUUUAACUUUUUUCUUCCAUAUAAAAUAAUAUUUUAAUUAUUUUAUGUGACUAGUGUCUCCCGCGGAUAACAUUAGGAAUACUGUUCAUAAAGUGUAGAACGAUUUUAAUGUAUGUUUAUAGUUCCAUUUAAUGUGUUCGUUGUGAAUCAUAUGUUUUAAAUAAAUGUCAUGAUUUAAAUGUUGUCUCAAACAUUUGGUGAAAUCUGUGUACAGGUUAUUUUAACUGUAAAUAUUCACAUAAACAGAAAAGGCUUAAAUAAUGCAACGAUUUUGGCUAUUAGCAAAAAUAAAUGUCUACAAAAAA
Messenger RNA from Cynoglossus semilaevis (tongue sole), 2817 nucleotides. RefSeq names its product sodium- and chloride-dependent GABA transporter 2-like. Lineage: Eukaryota; Metazoa; Chordata; Actinopteri; Pleuronectiformes; Cynoglossidae. Gene Ontology annotation, biological process: amino acid transport; nitrogen compound transport; sodium ion transmembrane transport. Gene Ontology annotation, cellular component: cell projection; plasma membrane. The record is from RefSeq and is a predicted model, not a curated record. Gene Ontology annotation, molecular function: gamma-aminobutyric acid:sodium:chloride symporter activity.